Molecule: messenger RNA, 887 nt
Organism: Vitrella brassicaformis
Lineage: Eukaryota; Vitrellaceae
Source: the annotation of a GenBank genome assembly
CCCACAUCUCAUCUAUGGAGGCCUCGUCGGCCAUGCUGUAUCGUCCCCGCCUGAUGACAUGUUCGUCACCUUUCAGCCAUCCGGCUGGGGCGGUGAGGUGUCUGUUGGAGAGGGCCCACAGGCCGUCGCCGGAGAAAAAGGACAUGACACACAUCCCCUAUAAGGUAAGAUGGGCGGCACGCAGCGUAGCUAGCUGCGAUAUCUAGAUAAACGAGCCGCUCGUCAGUCAGGUGCAAUCAAUGACUCACUCAUUGAGUGGCUGUGUUGAUGUGCAGGUGCAGAGGACGCCAUCAGGGAACCUGCCUGUGUAUCCUUUGAUUCGCAACCAUGGCACAUACGUCACCACCAAAGUGCGGAAGGUCUUCGGCGACAUCCAUGUGAGCCGCUGUGAGUGGGCUUCGUCUGGACAGAUCUCAUGCGGCACUGACUGAGUGGAAUGACUGUCAGUGCGCCUGUGUGUGUGCGCGUCAGGCGUUUCGAAAGGAGCUGCAGACCGUGUGUGAGGCGCCUGUGAGGAUCCGUGCGGGGCUGCUGGAGAUCAAGGGCCUUCAUGUGUUGAAGGUCAAGGGAUGGCUCACAUCUCUCGGGUACGAUGGAUGCAGCCGUGAGCAGCACUCACUGAACCGUUGGUUGCCCUAUCGAUGACGUCGCCCUUCCUUUCCUGUCGUGUUUGUUCUGUAACUGUUCAGAUUCUGACUGACUGCAGCUGACGAUGUGGAGAUCCUGGGAGACUUACUGUGCUGUGUGAUCGGUUGUGUGUGCUAGGAUUGACGAUUGUGCGACUUGUUCACAUCGUCAAUAGUGCACAUUAGCGUGGACAUGAGUUGACAGACACACACACACACACACACACACAGAGUCCUCUGAAGCGUAAAUGCAAUCCACCG